This is a messenger RNA of Xyrauchen texanus (razorback sucker), 6133 nucleotides long. Its product is annotated as regulating synaptic membrane exocytosis protein 1-like. NCBI's taxonomy places the organism in Eukaryota, Metazoa, Chordata, Actinopteri, Cypriniformes, Catostomidae. Bases 170 to 4861 code for a protein of 1563 amino acids. The record is from RefSeq and is a predicted model, not a curated record. Gene Ontology annotation, molecular function: transmembrane transporter binding; small GTPase binding. Gene Ontology annotation, biological process: regulation of synaptic plasticity; positive regulation of synaptic transmission; calcium ion-regulated exocytosis of neurotransmitter. The transcript is spliced from 31 exons. Gene Ontology annotation, cellular component: presynaptic membrane; cytoskeleton of presynaptic active zone.
GGAGAAAAAGCCGUAUAGGAAGAGAAGCACAACCGUGGGUGCCCGCAACGAUGAAAGGUUCGCCACGCUCGCGAGAACCGCAGAUAAGCCAUCGGACUAUGUCCUGAAUAGCUGUUUACAUUGCUGGGAUUGUGUACCGAUCAUACGAGCCGCCAAGCAGGGGUAAAAUAUGUCCGCCUCAGUGGGGCCCCGCGGCGGCCCUCGCCCGCCCACAGCGCAGAGCUCAUUCCCCGAGCUGCCGGACCUCAGUCACCUCACCGAAGAGGAGAGGAAAAUCAUCAUGGCUGUGAUGAUUCGGCAGAGGGAGGAAGAGGCGAAGGACGAGGCCGUGUCAAUAGAGGAGAAGCCCAUACAAGCAAAAACGGUGAACCUGGUUGGGAACAAGAAACCCCAGCAGCAGAAUGACAUCAGUUUGCACCAGCAGUUUCCCAACUACAAGGAGCAGGUGAAGCGGAUCGGGCCGGAGCUCCAGCAAAGGCAGCAGGGCCAACACAAGGAUGUCGCCCCCACCUGUGGCAUCUGCCACAAGACCAAGUUUGCUGAUGGCUGUGGAAACCUGUGCUCCUACUGCCAGACUAAGUUCUGUGCCCGGUGCGGGGGAAGGGUCUCCUUGUGUUCUAAUAACGUAAUAUGGGUAUGUAACCAGUGCCGUAGGCAGCAGGAUAUGCUAACUAAAUCAGGAGAAUGGUUUCCCAGUCAAAGGCCUAAGUCUGCAGAGCUGGGGUCAGGCGUAAGUGAACCAGCCAUGUGUGGAGUCCCUGUUAAAGAGAAGAAGGAACGCUCUAGGUCUCAGAAUCCUCUCGGCUCCUCCGUUUCCACUGCCCAUAACACCCAGCCACCUGCCCCAACUGACCCCAGCAAAGGUCCCUCUACUGGGCCAGGUGACACGCCAUCAUUGCGUUCACGCAGUGAGCCUCCACAAGAUAGAAAAAAGCCACCAGCAGCCUCUGAUCAAAAUGAAAAGACUGGACCAAGAGGUGAGAGGCGGCGAGGGCUGUCCAGAGUCCAAUCCCAGGGUUCCGAAGAGCGGGAGGCUGGAGAAAAUCGGAGAGAAAGUCGAAGACUGGUUAAGGCUCGCUCUCAGGAGCAAAAUUAUUCUGAGGUGGGGAGGGGAAGGGCUGUGCCCAGGAGGAACGAAGAGGGACAGAGACCACCCUUGGAGCAGUGCAAGAGUGACCCAAGUGCUCCACAUCACCCGGUCAAUCUUCAGCUAGCGGAGACUGAUGGACGUAGUAUGCACCCUAAGUCAAGGGAAGCAGGUGAGAUGAGGCAGGACAAUAGAGGUGCGCGAAGAUGGGCAGAUGGGCGGCAAGCCUCGCUGGAUGGCCAACAACAGGCAUUUAUGUCUGAGAGGACUACAGGGGGUACAGGGAUGCAGGGUGUGCCUGCCGUGCAGGGUCCUCCCCCUAAAACCAACCACACCCCACAGCCGCCAGCUCCGGGGUUCCGGGUGGGCCCAGCCAUGCCUGCCGGUCCCCCUGAGCUCAGGGAGCCCCAGGAAUGGGAAAGGAAGUUGCAGCCGAACCACCUUGACCCUGGCUCGGCUGCACUAUUGCGGAAAUCGAAGCGACAAAAAGCUGAGAGCAUGCUGCGCAAUGAUUCGCUCAGCUCCGACCAGUCGGAGUCUUUACGACCACCCCCACCCCGCCCCUACAAGAGCAAACGGGGCGGAAAUAAGAGGCAGAUGUCCGUCAGCAGCUCAGAGGAGGAGGGUGGUUCGACACCAGAGUACACCAGCUGUGAGGAUGUGGAGAUUGAGAGUGUCAGCGAGAGAGGGGACUGGGAGUGUUUUCCACUGGCUUCCACCACAUGGCAUCAUCCAGUUACAUGGCAGCCCUCCAAGGAAGGUGAUCAUUUAAUUGGCCGAAUAACUUUAAGCAAGAGAACAGCCAUGCCAAAAGAGGCUGGGACUUUGCUGGGUCUAAAGGUGGUGGGGGGAAAGAUUACAGAAACUGGGAGACUUGGGGCAUUCAUCACUAAAGUCAAGAAAGGAAGUCUUGCUGAUGUGGUGGGCCAUCUCCGGGCCGGCGAUGAGGUGCUUCAGUGGAAUGGUAAAUCAUUACCAGGAUUAACCACAAAAGAAGUUUACAAUAUCAUCUUGGUUUCCCAAAAAGAACCACAAGUUGAAUUAGUAGUUUCAAGGCCAAUCGGUGAUAUACCACGAAUACCAGAAACAUCACACCCUCCAUUAGAAUCUACAGGUUCAAGUUCAUUCGAGUCACAGAAGAUGGAAAGACCCUCUAUAUCUGUCCUGUCCCCAUCCAGCCCAAGUGGUCUUCGAGACGCCCCUCAGUUACUGCCUGGACAGCUGUCGGUAAAAAUGUGGUAUGAUAAGGUUGGCCAUCAGCUGAUAGUGAACGUAUUGCACGCAAUAGACCUGCCGCCCAGACUAGAUGGACGACCCAGAAACCCCUACGUCAAAAUGUAUUUCCUUCCUGAUAGAAGUGAUAAAAGCAAGAGAAGAACAAAGACAGUAAAGAAAAGUCUGGAGCCUAAGUGGAACCAGACGUUUGUGUACUCUCAUGUCCACCGGCGGGAUUUCAGGGAGCACAUGCUGGAGAUCACUGUGUGGGACCAACCCAGAAUACAAGAGGAGGAGAGUGACUUUCUGGGAGAGAUCCUGAUCGAGCUGGAGACUGCCCUGUUGGAUGAUAAACCUCAUUGGUACAAGCUUCAGACACAUGACGUUUCUUCCAUUCCACUUCCACACCCGUCCCCAUUCCUGCCUCGUCGACAAGACCACACAGACACACCCACCAAGAAGCUGCAGCCUGUAGAGAACCGAUUAAGAGAAAGGGAAAGGAACAGAGACCGAGAAAGAGAGAGAGACCAGGCAACAACGUUAGAGGUUCCUGAGCAGCAGAGACCGACUCAGUAUCGCUCACGGUCUGUGUCCCCACACAGAGAGGAAGAGAGUAGGGGGCGGUCUCGCCCACCCAACAUCCCUGCACAGAGGAGUCUGGAUGAGGUCCAGCACAGCCGUAGAUCCCGCUCCCCAACACGCUACAACGACAGCUCUCGUGUGCAAGAGAGAGAAUGCGUAGAUGACAGUGAGGUCAUCUUGAUACACAGAUCAAUGCGAGGUAGAAGCUCAGAGUGUCUGCACACCCAAAGCUCCACACUUUCUCCAUGCCUUAAGUCAAAGUCACGGCUGACUGUAGUCACUGCAACUCAACGUACAGUCACACGCCGAGACAAGAUCAUCAUUAGGGUUAGAAGUGCUAGUACCAACUGUCUGAGACCAGGUUCUUAUUCCAAUUCACCUGACCAAGACAGGAGCACGCAGUCUCUGCCCCGUACCAGACCCACGAGUCCCAGGAUCCUAAUUCAGCAUGCCUCCCCAGAAGAAGACAGGCAGUCGAGAACUCUGGACAAGCCUAGCUGUCAGAAACUUGGCAAGAGAAUAUCUGACAGUGAGCGAAUACAGCCAACCUCCAUUCUAAAGGGCUCACGCAAGAAGAGGGUAUCACUGCCUCCAUUGGGUAAGGUGAACCAGGGGAGGUGGUCAAACCCAGGCUCACCCCAAAUGGAAAGGGUGCAACCACACUCUGGCCCCUCAUUCUCCUCAUCAACAUCGGCCUCUUCGUCUACACGCAAAGUCAGACAGUUACCCCAAGUCCCCGCCAAAAGCAGCAGUGUAGAGCAAGCUCUUGCUUCAGAGGAGCGAACGCGGCAAAUGAAAGUACGUACCUUCCGAACCACAGCUCCUUCCAGUACCAGCCAGGAUCUGGAGAGGGACCUCAAGAAUAAACGAGAGCUUUAUAAGGAGCAGCAACGGAGCUGUGACAAUGUGUCCCAUAAAUCCUCAGACAGUGAUGUCAGCGAUGUGUCAGCCAUCUCUCACGCCAGCAGUGCCUCACGGAUCAGUAGCACCAGCUACAUGUCCAUCCAAUCAGAACGGCCCAGGGGUUGCUUCAGCCGCCACAUUCGUCCAUCCAGCCACAAUAUGCUGAAGAGUACGAGUGUUAGUGGGGAAAUCUACUCUCUGGAGCGUACGGAUGGCAGUCAGUCAGACACAGCUCUUGGAACACUAGGAGGAGGAGGGAAAAAGCGCAGAUCCAGCCUUAGUGCACGGGUAGUUGCCAUCGUGGGCAUUCCCUCUCGCCGCAGCAGGAGUACCUCUCAGCUCAGUCAGACGGAAGCCACCAAUAAGAAGGCAAAGGGAUCCAGUCAGAUCCAGCGCAGUCAGGAGACGGGUAUGGCAGUGGAAUAUCCCCGCAAUGCCAUGGCCCGCCAAGCCAGCCGAGAGUCCACCGAUGGCAGCAUGAAUAGUUACAGCUCUGAGGGCAAUUUGAUCUUCUCAGGGAUGAGGUUGGGUGCCGACAGCCAGUUUAGUGACUUCCUGGAUGGUCUUGGCCCUGCUCAAUUGGUGGGUAGGCAAACACUUGCCACGCCUGCUAUGGGAGAUGUUCAGAUUGGACUGAUGGAUAAGAAAGGGCAGCUGGAGGUAGAGGUCAUCAGGGCCCGUGGUCUUACAUCUAAACCAGGUUCCAAAUCGCUGCCAGCUCCCUAUGUCAAGGUCUAUUUGCUGGAAAAUGGAGCUUGCAAAGCCAAAAAGAAAACCAAGAUUGCACGAAAAACUCUUGAUCCUUUGUAUCAGCAAUCACUGCUGUUUGAGGAAAGUCCACAGGGUAAAGUUCUCCAGGUAAUAGUCUGGGGAGAUUAUGGACGCAUGGACCACAAAUGUUUCAUGGGAGUUGCACAGAUUCUUUUAGAACAGCUGGAUCUUUCUAGCACAGUGAUUGGUUGGUACAAACUGUUUCCCCCCUCGUCAUUGGUUGACCCAACAUUAGCUCCUCUCACUCGCCACACAUCCCAGACAUCACUGGACUCUUCAGGGCCACCAGGCACCAGGACCUAGUAAACCGAUGAAGGUGCAAUGCAAAACAUGAUCCAAUGGACCAAGGACCCAAGGCACCAAUCAGAGCCAGAGCGGCAAAUACAGAGACAGAUGGACAGAAUCAUGAUCAAAGCUUUGCUGAAGCCUGACAAUCACUUCUCUCUUUUACUUUUGAUCUUUGGUUUGUAUAGAUUUCCUUUGAUCCACUCUGCUCCUUACUGCAUGUUUUGUUGCUAAGAUGACGAUUCGACCCAAAUAAAAGAGAAUAAUGCAAGGCCGCUGAAACGUGAUCCGCUUCAUUUGACAGGAGUGGUGCUGGUAACCUAGAUUGCUCUGGUCAUUCAGCACAUUUGUUCUCUAGCCAUGUACAGAGUCUUUCAGAAAGGCAGCGAUAUGACAGAGAAUCGGUGAGAGAGAAUGGAUGGCACUGCCCCUCCUUUAUAUUGCACUUAUAGGAAGUCACUCUGCUGAGAGAGACCAGAGGUCAAGUUUAAAAAGGUCAAGAUUUAGUCUUCUCAGAGAGUUUCCUCUCUACAUCAAGGAUGCUGUGUCCGAGCACAAACUCAGACUCAGAUUGUGUGAUUGUGUUAUUGUGUGUGUGUGUGUGUGUGUGUGUGUGUGUGUGUGUGUGUGUGUGUGUGUGUGUGUGUGUGUGUGAGAGAGAGAGAGAGAGAGAGAGUGUGUGUUUGUGUUUAAGAAAGCAGGGAUGCCUGAGAACCUUUUAAGUCUGUUUACAGCAGUCACCACUGGCUGCUUUGCCUUUUCACUUUACUGUUGAUUUGGUAAAUAGGCACACUUUGUAGAAUGUGAAAACAUGUUUAAUGUUUUCUGACAUUUGUGUCAUACAAGCUUCAUGGAAGACACAAAACCACUUGUAUUUGAACACUGGGACUUUAAGAAGCUGCCACUAUAACUUAGGGUUUUUUCUUUUCAACCCUACCAGGAAUCUACAGGAAUGGUCAACUCUUGCAUUAGCUCACUAAUACUUUUGAAUUACAACAACUCUGGGUUCUUGCCAUCACAACGCAUAUACGCAUUACUGACAUUUCAGAGCAUUUUUAUUCUGCUUUGUUUGGUAAAGGGCCUGUACAUACCAAGAUUAUAAUUUCUACACAACUUAAGUCUACAUUAUUUUAAUGCAAAUGCAAUUGCUUGAUAUUUGAACAAAAAAUUAAUAAAUGUUCAAGCUUUUUGGGAAAACCCCUCAAAAGAGGCCAAUUUAUUGUAUGCUUCCUAUUUUAAUUUUAUUUUUUUAAGAUGUUUGUCAUUUUUUGUUUUUUUUUUGUUUAGUUU